AAUGAAUUGUACUUGCCAGGUGCUUGAGGACAACAUUUGGCAUGAAAUAGCUGGCAUGACAUGAGUUUGCAGGCAGUGUUUUAUUUCCUAUUCUUCUAGACCUUCCCAUUGUAUUAAGGGACUAAACAGGAACCCGUUUCAGAGGGCGUCAAAUAAUCCAAGGGAAUGGUUACAGAUAUAUUUGCAAUAUAUUAAUAUUAUUAAGAUGUUUAACUAGAGCAGGAUUGCAUAUGGGAUAUUAUCCUAAAUAAUAACAGCAGUGGAGAACUGAAAUGGAUCUGGAACACUCACUGUGGAGACACUGGGAAAAUCUGGGAAAAGUCAAGGCACAUUUGAGUGACCAAGCCAGGUGAACCUGUGGCCAGACUAGGAAUAAAUACAGUGGCAACCAGUGAUCCCAUGGGAAGAGAAAGGAGAAGAAAGGAAGAAAAGCAACAGAACAGUGUGUUCCAUCUGGUCCAGAGGCUGGGAGCAUUUGGGGUGAAGAAGUGGACUACCACAGCAAUUGAUCGUACCUGUCAAAGAAACAACAGUAAAAGAGUGAACAGCCUUGUUUCCACUCCCACCCCAGCAGUGGCAGUCCCUGUGCACUCUGCAGAGUGUUGUCCCUCCAGCAAGGCCAGAAGAAGACCCUUCCUCCUGUGCUGCUCCCCAUUCUGCUCACAGACAUCCAGUAAUAAAAUGUAUCUUGAAGAAAGGAGGUUAUGGACAUACCCAUCUACUGCAGCCAAGGCAUCUACAAGGACGCCUGGGAUCCACAAUACAAGGGAGAACGUGGUGUGGCAGUCACAGCAUUGGAAUAAGUGGAAACUUCCAGUCAUAGAAGGAGAAAGCCUGAGGCCUUUGAAAAGUCUUUGCUUUAUGAAGUGUGGCUCCUGUGCUCUGCCCUGCAGUCCUAUCUGCAUGUACAAUUAUAACCCUUCAGCUCAAGAUCUAUAUUGUAAAAUUCUGCCAGGCAAGAUACUGAGUGCAUAUGUUUAUCUGAAUUUCUAUUCAGAGACAGAAAUUAUAUUUAUACCUUUACAUGUACUGUAAAUUUUCUGUAACAUGCAUAAAGCAUUAAAACAUGCUUAUGUAAAAUAGAGCACAUGAAUAUCUUUGAUCUCCAGGAGUAUUAAUCUCUCCUGCUUGCAUUAGUUGCUGCUUCAUAAACAAAAUAUUUCUUCUACCACCCCAAAUAUUUCAGGCCAGCACAAAUCGCAGGACACUUUGUCACUGAAGAUGGUUUUGAGACUUGUGGUUGCUUGAUACUGUGAAAUGUAUACACAGGGACAUCAUAAGGUAAGACUGUUCCUUAGGUAAAUAAUUUGAAACAGACACUAUUUGAAAUAAGGAAAACAGAAGAAGAAGAGUAGGUAUUGCUUACCGUGCUCUCAGGCUGCUUUUUGAUUGAUAUUUCAGGUUAGGAGUAAAUUGAUCACAACUGUAGCAAAUCAGCUGAAACAUAAGCAGAACAUGCUGCAAUGUUCCAUCUUGGACUGUUCCUGGAGUGGUCUGUGGACUCAAUGAAAGCACAGAUGCUUUGCCACCAUCACUUAGAUGUAAUCAUGGCCUCUUAUCUCCAAUCAUUAUGCAGUUCUACUUCUGUUUUUAUUGACUCCUAAAGAUUUUGCGUUAUUUAACCAAACCUGUGAUUAAACCCAUGUUUUAAGUGGAGUAUCUACAAAUUUGGGUGUGGGGUUUUCCCUUGAGUUUUCUGAUACCAAGUUUGAAAAUCAUCUUUCUUUAUGUGUAAAGUGCGAUUAAAAUCUUCACUUCUCCUAA
Prinia subflava (tawny-flanked prinia) is the source of this 1764-nucleotide messenger RNA. RefSeq lists its product as uncharacterized. The transcript is spliced from 5 exons. The coding region runs from base 400 to 1035 and encodes 211 amino acids. Lineage: Eukaryota; Metazoa; Chordata; Aves; Passeriformes; Cisticolidae. The record is from RefSeq and is a predicted model, not a curated record.